Messenger RNA from Nematostella vectensis (starlet sea anemone), 1635 nucleotides. Its product is annotated as retinal homeobox protein Rx1. Gene Ontology annotation, molecular function: RNA polymerase II transcription regulatory region sequence-specific DNA binding; DNA-binding transcription factor activity, RNA polymerase II-specific. Bases 106 to 837 code for a protein of 243 amino acids. The record is from RefSeq and is a predicted model, not a curated record. Lineage: Eukaryota; Metazoa; Cnidaria; Anthozoa; Actiniaria; Edwardsiidae. Gene Ontology annotation, biological process: regulation of transcription by RNA polymerase II. The transcript is spliced from 3 exons.
AAACAAUUAAGCUCAGCGCAGUAAUGGGUACUGGGUAGCUAAUAAGGUACAAAUAGAGUGAGCUUUGACUUGACCCACUCAUUCCCAACUUCGUCUUCAACCGCUAUGUUACAAAACAACAUUGAGCAAUCCCUUGGCUUAGGCAAAGCUCCUAACCAGUACGUGUUAGGCGAUGUCAUUGGGCUUGAAGCGCUAUCAUCUGGGCAUCCUUCCGUGGUUUAUCGCAGCUACCAAGAUCACCCUGAUCAGUCCCAUACCCCAGAUCAUGGUAGCGAUUCAGAGAACCCGGCUACCGUGCGACGCAAGCAGCGACGAAAUCGCACUACCUUCACAAAACAGCAGCUACAAGAGCUGGAGAACGUGUUCGAGAAAAAACACUACCCAGACAUCGCGUUGCGCGAGGAGUUAGCGGCUAAAAUCAACAUUAGCGAGGCCAGGAUACAGGUAUGGUUCCAGAACAGACGCGCGAAGUGGCGCAAACUUCAAAACCCCAAUCACUCACUCCUAAAGAAAAACCGACUUCAUCAUGAGAAACUGCAAGGGCAGCUUCCGAUAGCACCAAGACCAGGACUACCUUGCGGAGGGCCCAACUACUUCUUGAGUCUCCCGACGGGAAUGCCCACUGUCAGUGCGCACAGCUCCUACCCCGGACUCCUAACACCGCUAUCGGCCUCAUCGAACUACAUGUCCUCGCCUCAACUACCGGUCCAUAACGCGCCAUUAUGGACCUGCCAAACAGCGUUUCAGAGCGAUCAGCCCAAGAUGGCAUUAGAAGCGCUGCGCUUCAAAGCGAAAACGCAUUCUUCGGCGUUUGAGUUCGUACCGACGUAUCAUUAAAGGCAGAGUAGUACUACGAAGCAUACUUUCACUCGAUCGAAUGCUUAAUCCAGACAAAACACAAGACAUUUUAUUUAAUAUGACGCCGAGGAGAAUUUUUUCGGGCGGAUAAUCUUGUCGCUAGAAAUCCCCGUAAUCGUACGCAGGGUAUAGCAAGGCAUAAAGGAAUCGUCGUCGUUUUUGUUUUUUCUCACUAUGCGCUGCAGGGCACAAUAUUUUAGGAGAUAAAAGCGCAUCUCCUCCCACUAAAAGACGCGAGUUCAAAUUAAACUCAAAACCAUUAGAGAAGUGUAGAUCAUAGGGAGAAAAUGUAUGCAACACUUGAAGAUUAUUUCUAGGAUGUCUCUUUUUCACCUCACCUGGUUGUCUCGCUCUUUCUAAUGUUUUCUUUUUUGAUCCUUGAUCCAUCUGAAAGAGAUGUUUGUAUCACAAAAAAAAAAGUUCGAAAAAAAAAUUCCCUAUUUUUAGUCCUAUUUUAGUAAAUUUCAAUUAUUCUGCAACUGACACUCCGUUUUAUUUGCUUGCUGGUCUAUUAAUAAAAAUACGUAAUUUUAUGAUUAGUUUUGAGUGAUUAAAUACGACUAUAGUAUUCGGAAUUUGUAUAAAAUAUGGAUCAAAUUCGUUACUGAGAACUAGUUAAAUUUUAAUUGGACAUUCUCUUGGUAUGAGUCUGGAGGCAUAAACGUGUUUAUUCCGUAUUUACAUGUCUCAAGUUCACUUAUCGGAGAAUCAUUAAUAUAAUGUAAAUAUCACCUGUAAAUAUUCUAAUAUCAUUCAAUAAAAGUAUAUAAGCACUAA